GUAAUCCUUCUAUUUUUCUUUCGAAGUAUCUCAACAUUGCAGUUUGCUACAUGUUGUGUUUGUGUGUUCUUUUAUAUUCGAUCUUAUAAGUCAUUCUAUCUUGAAUUUCCGUUAACAAAAAAAGUUUCUUUCUGUCGACAUGAAAAGAUGUUUUUUUUUUCUUUUUUAUAAGCAAUUCGACUUUUGUCGUAAAAACCACGCCAAGCAUUUUUCUCUCUCAUCUCAUCGCCAUUAAUCUAGCGUUACUCCACAUUAUCUGUUCAUCCAAUACUUCACUUCACUUGCAAAAGUUAAUGCUGUGAAAAUUGCAAUCGACAAAAUCGCUCGUCGUUUUCUCUUAUUUCUCCAUCUAGUUUAACAACCACCACACUUCCGUCGAAGGAUCUACAAUUUAAUAGGUCCUAAAAGUUAUUUCUAACCAUAUAAGUUCUUCUGGAAACCAUACAUGGAAGGCAAACAUGAGGUUAAUGACCGCAAAACUUUGUUGCUAGUAACUCACAGUGGUGAAGCCACAGAGGGAUUCUUUCACUGUUGAUCAUUAUAUACUGAUACCGCCGAGACGAAAUAUAGUAAAUCACCUUCAGUUAUUCUUAAGACAAUGCUUAAGGCCCCUGAUCAUCAGGUUGCAGGCCAUCAAGCUCAUGCUGGAAAGCUUGGGCCACUCGUAGAUGGUUCUGGUUGCUUCUACAAGCCCCUACAAAGUGGCGAUCGCGGCAACAUAGAGGCUGCUUUCUAUUCUUCAUUCUCUUCCAAUAGCAAAGUCCCGACUCAUAUUCGUCGAUUUUUUCCCACUUUCCACGGAACCCAGCUUCUAGAAGCUUCUGAUGGAUCUGGUAUGCACCCUCACCUUGUUUUGGAAGACAUUGUCUCAAAUCGCCUGGACCCAUCUGUUAUGGACAUCAAGAUGGGGUCAAGAACUUGGUAUCCCCAAGCUUCAGAAGACUACAUCAUGAAAUGCCUUCAGAAAGAUAGAGAAUCAACAAGUGUGGCCUUGGGUUUCAGGAUAUCGGGUUUACAGACCUUUGAAAGUGAAAAGCUUGGUUACUGGAAACUUGAUAGGAAUGCCGUCCAAGAUUUUACGUUAGAAGACGUUAAGUUGACUUUAAAGAGGUUUGUCUCCUCCAACCCGUCAUCAAAUGCAGAACCUGAUUGUUUACUUGCAUCAACAAUUUAUGGUGGGUCGGAUGGGAUUCUGGCACAAUUGUUAGAGCUGAAAGCAUGGUUUGAGGAUCAGACAAUACACCAUUUCUACUCUUGUUCCAUUCUUAUGGUGUAUGAGAAUGCAGGGGUGGGAGAGGAAGGGAGUCGAUCCCGCACGGGUGCGGAAGUUAAGCUUGUUGAUUUUGCUCAUGUUGUGGAUGGAGAAGGUGUCAUUGACCAUAAUUUCUUGGGUGGGCUCUGUGCUUUGAUAAAAUUUGUGUCAGAUAUACUUCUACCAACGGGUGCGGAAGUUAAGCUUGUUGAUUUUGCUCAUGUAGUACUAGUUUCUUCUACCAACAGGUCUCAAGCUGAAGGUGAUCUAAAGGAACAGCCUAAGGAAGCGUAGGCAGUUCGAGAGAAAUGACACCCUUAGUUGGUGGUAACUGGUAAGCACUACUCGAUGUCUUUCAAAAAAAAAAAUUUAUACCAGAGCUGAUUGAACUCUCUUUACCUUUUAGAAGCCUUUUGAUGGAGUUUACUUAUACCAAGAGUAGUUUGGUUAGCUUAUCAUAGAUUGCUCUGUAAAGGUAUUAUUUCUCCACUUAUCUAGACUCAUUCUCGGGGUAAAACUUUAUUCUAUCAUUAAAUAAAUCCAGUGAUCCUGGAAACUGAUUGAUGCUGUAAUAGGUACAUUGACUUGAUGAAUACUCUCUGUUUCUCUUUUCUUCUUCUGGGUUAAAUUUGAAGUAGUAGAUGUGGUAAUUUCUUGUCCCUCU
Molecule: messenger RNA, 1916 nt
Organism: Papaver somniferum (opium poppy)
Lineage: Eukaryota; Viridiplantae; Streptophyta; Magnoliopsida; Ranunculales; Papaveraceae
Product: inositol polyphosphate multikinase beta-like
Exons: 3
Coding region: 599-1546 (315 amino acids)
Biological process (GO): inositol phosphate biosynthetic process
Cellular component (GO): nucleus; cytoplasm
Molecular function (GO): inositol-1,4,5-trisphosphate 3-kinase activity; inositol tetrakisphosphate kinase activity
Source: RefSeq, a predicted model, not a curated record